Messenger RNA from Talaromyces stipitatus ATCC 10500, 4734 nucleotides. Its product is annotated as pentafunctional polypeptide (AroM), putative. Gene Ontology annotation, cellular component: cytoplasm. Bases 1 to 4734 code for a protein of 1577 amino acids. Gene Ontology annotation, molecular function: 3-dehydroquinate dehydratase activity; 3-dehydroquinate synthase activity; shikimate kinase activity. NCBI's taxonomy places the organism in Eukaryota, Fungi, Ascomycota, Eurotiomycetes, Eurotiales, Trichocomaceae. The record is from RefSeq and is a predicted model, not a curated record. The transcript is spliced from 2 exons. Gene Ontology annotation, biological process: chorismate biosynthetic process; aromatic amino acid biosynthetic process.
AUGUCUAUGAAAAUGGCGGAUCCCACAAAGAUCUCGAUCUUGGGGCGGGAGAGCAUUGUUGCGGACUAUAGCAUCUGGGGAACAUACAUUGUCCAAGACCUGCUAACCAAUCUCUCCUCAACCACCUAUGUCCUAGUGACCGAUACCAAUCUCGGCUCGAUAUAUCUUGAAAAGUUCUCAAAAAUCUUCAACGAAGCCGCCGCAGCGUUGUCACCGCCUCCUCGUCUCCUUACCAAAGAAAUCCCUCCCGGCGAAAACUCUAAGUCUCGCCAAGGAAAGGCCGAUAUUGAGGAUUGGAUGCUUCAGCAGACAUGUGGUCGGGAUACAGUUAUUAUUGCUCUGGGUGGUGGUGUCAUUGGCGAUCUACUCGGUUUUGUCGCCUCGACCUACAUGCGGGGUAUCAGAUUCGUCCAGGUCCCUACGACGCUGUUGGCGAUGGUUGACUCUUCUAUCGGAGGAAAGACUGCCAUUGAUACUCCCUUGGGCAAGAAUUUGAUUGGAGCUAUCUGGCAACCUCAACGAAUCUACAUUGACAUUGACUUCAUCGACACCCUUCCAGAAAGAGAAUUCAUCAACGGCAUGGCCGAAGUCAUCAAAACCGCAGCAAUCUCCGAUGAGAAGGAAUUUGCGGCUUUGGAACGACAUGCUGAUGCAAUCUUGAAUGCUGCUCGUAGCAAGGCCAGAAAGGGACGAUUUGAUGCAGUGCGACAAGAGUUGAAGGAUCAUAUUGUAGCGUCGGCACGCCACAAGGCGUAUGUUGUGACUGCGGACGAGCGUGAAGGUGGCUUGCGCAAUCUCCUCAACCUGGGUCACUCAAUUGGUCAUGCGAUUGAGGCAAUCUUGUCCCCUCAGGUCCUCCACGGUGAAUGUGUUGCUAUUGGUAUGGUCAAAGAGUUGGAACUCGCGAGAUACCUCGGCAUCCUUAAGCCAGUCGCGGUUUCUCGAAUGAUCAAAUGUCUUUCCAAGUACGGUCUGCCCACGUCUUUGAAGGAUCAGCGUGUGAGGAAACAUACCGCCGGAAAACAUUGCCCUUUGGACCAGUUGAUGGCGAACAUGGCCUUGGAUAAGAAGAACGAUGGUCCCAAGAAGAAGGUCGUUUUGCUAUCAGCUAUUGGCCAAACCUACGAGCCAAAGGCUAGUGUCGUUUCGAACGAGGAUAUCAGGGCUGUUCUGGCACCCAGCAUUGAAGUGAUCCCUGGUGUUCCCAAGUCACUCAACGUUGUAUGUGCACCUCCCGGCUCGAAGAGUAUCUCCAAUAGAGCCCUUGUUCUUGCAGCUCUCGGAUCGGGAACAGUCCGAAUCAAGAACCUUCUGCACUCGGACGACACAGAGGUUAUGCUCAACGCUCUAGAACAUCUUGGAGCCGCGACAUUUGCCUGGGAAGAGGAAGGAGAGGUGCUGGUUGUGAACGGCAAUGGUGGCAAAAUGCAGGCAAGCCCAACAGAGUUAUACUUGGGUAAUGCCGGUACAGCCUCGAGAUUUUUGACAUCAGUUGCAACGCUCUCCGGUAAAGGAUCUGUUGAUUUCAAUAUCCUUACUGGAAACAAUCGUAUGAAGCAGAGGCCUAUCGGGGAUUUGGUCGAUGCACUCACUGUAAAUGGUGCUGAAAUUGAAUAUCUGGAAAAGGCAGGCAGUCUGCCAUUGAAGAUUGCUGCAUCAGGCGGAUUCAAAGGCGGUCGUAUCAAUCUUGCUGCCAAGGUCUCUUCUCAAUACGUAUCAUCGCUCUUGAUGUGCGCACCGUAUGCCAAGGAGCCGGUGGUUCUGAAACUGGUUGGAGGCAGACCGAUUUCCCUGUCAUACAUUGAGAUGACCACCGCUAUGAUGCGAUCGUUUGGAAUUGAUGUUCAACAAUCGACCACCGAAGAAUGGACCUACCACAUUCCACAAGGAUCAUAUACCAACCCUGCAGAAUACGUUAUUGAAAGUGAUGCCAGUUCUGCAACCUACCCGCUGGCAAUCGCUGCAGUCACUGGCACAACCUGCACAGUCCCCAACAUUGGCUCGGCUAGUUUACAAGGCGAUGCUCGCUUUGCGGUAGACGUUUUGAGACCAAUGGGUUGCAAAGUUGAGCAGACUGCUACUUCCACCACAGUCACGGGUCCAGCAGAUGGCGUGUUACGCCCGCUACCAAACGUCGAUAUGGAACCGAUGACCGAUGCUUUCUUGGGUGCCUCUGUUUUGGCCGCGAUUGCGCAGGGCGAAGGAUCAAACCACACAACCAGGAUCUACGGUAUUGCCAAUCAGCGAGUCAAGGAAUGCAACCGUAUCGAGGCUAUGAGGGUUGAAUUAGCAAAAUUUGGUGUUGUGUGUCGCGAACACCCUGAUGGACUCGAGAUUGAUGGUAUUGAUCGAUCUACUCUGCGACACCCCGCUGGGGGCGUCUUUUGCUACGACGAUCACCGCGUUGCAUUCAGCUUCAGCAUCUUGGCUCUGGUGGCCCCUAUGCCCACACUCAUUCUCGAAAAGGAAUGUGUAGGUAAAACAUGGCCAACAUAUUGGGAUGCUCUCAAACAGAAAUUUGGAGUUCGGCUCGAAGGCAAGGAGCUUGAUGAGAGUGUUACCACGCAUCAUGCACCAGCCGAUCGGUCAAAUGCAUCCGUCAUUAUCAUCGGUAUGCGUGGAGCAGGGAAGACGACAACGGGCCGCUGGGCUGCGAAGGUACUCAAUAGGAAAUUCAUCGAUCUUGAUGUUGAAUUAGAGCAGACCGAGGGUAAAAGCAUUCCGGAGAUCAUCAAGGAACGUGGCUGGCAGGGAUUCCGCGAUGCGGAACUUGCACUGUUCAAGCGUGUUUUAGCUGAGCGGCCAACAGGUCAUGUUCUCGCUUGUGGUGGUGGUAUCGUCGAAAUUGGGGAGGCGAGAAAGAUCCUUACUGAUUACCACAAGAACAAGGGUAAUGUUCUAUUAGUCAUGAGAGAUAUAAAACGGGUCAUGGAAUUCUUGAAUGUUGACAAGACCCGACCCGCUUAUAUCGAAGACAUGAUGAGUGUGUGGUUGCGACGGAAGCCAUGGUACCACGAAUGCAGCAACGUGCAGUACUACAGUAGGCAUAGCAGUGCACCGGAGCUUGCCCUUGCCGUUGAAGACUUUGGACGGUUUAUUCAAGUCGUGUCUGGCAAGAUCGAUUACUUGGCAGCCAUUAGAAAGAAACGUCUUUCUUUCUUUGUGUCUCUGACUCUGCCUGAUCUACGAGAUACUGGUGAUUUGCUACGCACCGUUGCCUCCGGUUCAGAUGCUGUCGAAUUGCGCGUCGAUUUACUCAAAGACCCAUCGUCGGAUAGCGCUAUUCCUUCAGCUGAAUAUGUGGCUGAGCAGAUCUCUUUCUACCGCAGUAAGGUUGCGCUGCCGAUUGUCUUUACGGUUCGCACAGUCAGCCAGGGAGGGAAAUUUCCUGACGACGCCCACGAUGCUGCAUUGGAGUUGAUUACACUUGCUAUUCGCAGUGGCUGUGAAUUUAUCGAUCUCGAAAUCACAUUCCCUGAAGAGUUGCUACGCAAAGUGACCGAAUCAAAGGCUCAUGCUAAGAUUAUUGCAUCCCAUCAUGAUCCCCAGGGCAAAUUGAACUGGGCCAACGGUUCUUGGAUCCAAUACUACAACAAGGCUCUACAGUACGGAGAUAUCAUCAAACUCGUCGGAGUAGCAGAAUCCCUCAAAGACAACACCGCGCUAAAGGAAUUCAAAGACUGGGCUGAACAAGCUCACGAUGUACCCGUCAUUGCAAUCAAUAUGGGCGACAAGGGUCAACUCAGCCGCAUGCUCAACGGGUUUUUGACUCCGGUCUCUCAUCCCGCUCUUCCCUUCAAAGCCGCUCCUGGACAAUUAUCAGCAGCGGAGAUUCGAAAGGGAUUAUCGAUCAUGGGCGAGAUUCCAGCUAAAAAGUUUGCGAUUUUCGGAAAACCCAUCUUGGCCUCUCGUUCGCCUGCAAUGCACAACACACUCUUUGAGCAGAAUGGAUUGCCGCAUGUAUAUACCAGACUCGAAACCGACCAGACACAAGACGUGAAGGAAUUCAUCCGCUCACCGGACUUUGGCGGUGCAUCGGUCACAAUCCCACUCAAGCUAGACAUCAUCCCGCUGAUCGAUGAGGUGUUGAACGAGGCUGAGAUCAUCGGCGCAGUCAACACCAUCAUCCCAGUCGAAGGCAAGGACGGCACCACUCGCCUCAUUGGCCGCAACACCGACUGGUCCGGAAUUGUGCGCUGUCUCCGCGAAGCCGGCGCACAUAGCAACGAAGGCAAAUCCAGUGCUUUGGUUAUCGGUGGCGGAGGCACAGCCCGCGCCGCAAUCUAUGCUCUCCACCAUAUGGGCUUCUCAACUGUCUAUGUACUGGGCCGCUCACCAGAGAAGAUCCAAAAUAUGGCAUCCACUUUCCCCACGGGCUUCGAUAUUCGCGUCCUCGAAAACGCGGAUGAUAUCGAGACCAUUCCCCGUGUUGCAGUGGGUACUGUACCCGGUGACCAACCCAUUGAGCCGAAUAUGCGAGAAAUCCUCUGCACAAUCUUCAAGCGCAGCGGCCAAGAUCCUUCGGCUGAUGGAGCAAGCAGCGUGUUACUAGAGAUGGCGUACAAACCAUCCGUGACUCCAUUGAUGCGUUUGGCGUCUGAUGCUGGAUGGAAAACCAUCCCGGGUUUGGAGGCUCUUGUUGGACAGGGAGUGUAUCAGUUUGAGUACUGGACGGGAAUUACGCCGGUUUACGAGGUUGCGCGAAAUGCUGUCCUCGGUACGAACGAGAAGUAA